UUGUAUCUAUCACUAGGGUUUACACUUUGUUCAUCACCGCAGCUCUUUCCAUCUUCACACACUAAACAAAAAUGGUGAAAGGUCGCCAAGGUGAACGUGUCAGACUUUACACCCGUGGCACCAUUCUUGGCUACAAAAGGUCAAAGUCAAACCAGUAUCCAAACACAUCAUUGGUGCAAAUAGAAGGAGUGGGUACUAAAGAAGAAGUGUCAUGGUAUCAAGGAAAACGUUUGGCUUAUAUUUAUAAGGCAAAAGUGAAGAAAAAUGGAUCUCAUUAUAGGUGUAUUUGGGGUAAAGUUACUAGGCCUCAUGGUAAUACUGGUAUUGUCAGGGCUAAGUUCACUUCCAACCUCCCUCCUAAAUCCAUGGGAUCUAGGGUGAGAGUGUUUAUGUACCCAAGCAACAUUUAAGUUGAAGUGCAGUUGAACAAGAACAAGAAGAGAAGUAGUCGUUGCUGUUGUCCAAGAUUGAUCUAAAGAUUAAGAACUUAGCUAUCAUUGAAAGUUGAAGUAGUUUUAGAUCUUGUAUCUUUUCAAUUGCAAUGCUGAUCUUUUUUAUUGAGUUCUAGUACAAUUUUUCUUUUGAUUUGUUAAAAGCUUGCUGAUGUUUAUCAUUUGAAAAUUUUAUAUUAUCCUGGUUUGUUUCUGGAUUC
Molecule: messenger RNA, 652 nt
Organism: Erigeron canadensis
Lineage: Eukaryota; Viridiplantae; Streptophyta; Magnoliopsida; Asterales; Asteraceae
Product: 60S ribosomal protein L35a-1-like
Exons: 4
Coding region: 72-410 (112 amino acids)
Biological process (GO): ribosomal large subunit biogenesis; cytoplasmic translation
Cellular component (GO): ribosome; cytosolic large ribosomal subunit
Molecular function (GO): structural constituent of ribosome
Source: RefSeq, a predicted model, not a curated record